GAAGUAUGUUUUUGUUGGCAGCUUUCAUCUUUUUUUUUUUUGUUUUCUAGACAAUGCCAUUUGAAUAAUAUAUUGAAUUCCUUUCACCAAACCGUGAAAGAUGGAUCUAUCUUCUCUUUGGUUUUGACCCAUCUUUCACGGUUCGUUUCCUUUUACACCCAUUUUUCUGGACCAAAAGGAAAAUAUACUGAAUUGAUCUGCUAAUAUUUACUGUUCCUUUCUUCGUUGGGUUGUAUAGUUUUUGGUUUGAUAUGCUCAUGUUCAUAUGGUGACAAAUUUCCAAACCAGAUCAAGAUUUGUGUCUCUGUAUAUUGCAUUUUUCUUAUACUUGCUUUGGUGGUGUUCAUGACAAAGAUUAACCGACGUCAACUGAAACUUAUCUGCUUUUAUCUCUACUUUCAUAGCAUGUUUGUGAAUAUUUUUAUGGGUUUUUGCUUAUUCAUCUACAGAUUUCUUUGCGUCUCACGAUGGGUUUUGGUGAAUUUAAAUAUAUUAUAGAACUAUCUUAUAUUAUAUCACCAAAAUUUAAGCGUGACAUGAAUUAUGUUAAUUCGCUUGUUUGUUUUGUAAUACACUCUGUAAUUACCUAUUGUUAAUCGAGAAGCUGAUAGAUAAUAUGUUUUUAUUGUUUUUUUUUCUGAUACUUUGGCAUGAUGCAGUGUGUGUGCUUUCACUGUUUUGUUGCAGAUCCAAUAUGAGACCACUGGACCUGAGAUAUGGUCAUGUGGAAAGGUUCUUUUGGAUAAUUGAUGGUUUUGUUUCUGGUAGAAUCCAUUGACAUGGCAAGGCUUCUUGCUCGGGAUUCGAGAAGAAGGUUUAUCAGUGAGUUCUUCACAUUUCAAAAGGAAAGAUAUAUACCAUGCUCUCCGCUAUGCUAACAAUGUCUUGGUCCAGUCCACUGAAUGUCAUCCUAACCACUAAUAGUUAUCACAUUUGUCUCUUCCUAACAACUAAAAGCAAUAUAUACUGUUAGGUGGGAAUCUCAUCUGGACUAGCAGCUGCCACAGCAAUCAAUUUGCAAAGAAGCCAGAAAAUACAGGGAAGAUUAUAGGGAUAAGUUUAUUCCAAGGUUAAAACCUGAACAUAAACGACAAUCAGUGAACUCAUGGAAGUUUAGUUCAUGAACAACGAUGUAACAGCUGAAUGUCUUUCCCGAGUUUUGGUGAAAGAUAUCUAUCCAUUGUACUGUUUGAUUCGACAAGAAAAGAGGCAGAUACUAUGACCUUUGAGGCCUGAUCUGCUCCUUUUUCUUCAUGGGAUACAAAUAAAUUAUCUAUUUUCAACAAUUCUUCUUUUGAUGGCAUUGGAGACACAAUUAAAUGAUUUUUCUUCAACAUCCCUCUUCAGACUCCUGUCGAUGCCAACACUGACAGGAAGAUCAUAUAAGCAAACCUUUAUAAACAGCCAGAAGCUCACAUUAUUCAAGAAAGCAUGUCUAAUAAGCUUGUGUCCAAUCUACCAUCUGAUAACAUAUCCAUAACCAUCUUCAUGGUAGAAGUAUCUACAGCAAACUCACACCUCUUCAUUUCUACAAUGAGAAUAUAAUAUCUGAUAUUAACAUUUAACAUGUAUAUGACCAAUAGGAAAAUAUAAACAUUUAAAUGUAUUUUUCUUAUUUAAAUAAAUGAUAUUAGUUUUACGAUAGUUAAAAAAAACAAAAUCAUUGUAAAUCGUGAAUACUUUUUAAAAUAUUUCAAAAUCACAAUUUAAUUUAUGAUAUAUAAAUAAUUAGUAACUGAUUUGAAAAUUAAUGUUUGUUGUUUUUUAUUUUAUUAUAAAGUACAUUGAAAUUUUAUUCUUUUAUUUCUUAGAAAAAAAUAGAACAAAAAAAGGAGUUACUUUAAGAAAACAAGACCAAGAAAUGAUCCAUAGACAUGUUCUUGGGUGCUACACUAAAUCAGUUUAUUAUCUCUGGUUGAAAAUCGAUCGAGGUCGAAAUCUUUGUAAUCAUAUAAUGGUUAAUGAAAAUUGAUAUUUGAAUCAGUCUAAAAAAAAAUUGAUAUUUGAACCAAAAAAAGAAAGACCGGACACACAAACGCAACUAGAAUGAGUUGCCAGUUACCACUGGCGAGAAGUCCAAAGACUCCUGAAGACCCCACAAAAUUUAUAAAAAAAAAUCAAACUGGUGUUAAAGGAGAGUCUGAACGGUAGGUGUAGGUCCAUUCCUAAACAUCGAACGGUGGAGAUUCAUCUAGUUCUCUCAUCUCAAUUUGCAUAAUAUAAGUACAAAAAAUCCCUAAAAAAUGGCGCAAACAAAAAACCUACUCAGCCUCUCUCUCUCUCUCUCUCUCUCUCUCAGGUACUCUACUCAUUCUUCCUUUCCCUCUCUCUCUCAGCUCUCUGCAAUCCGUAGCUUCUUCAAAAGAUUCGACAAUCUCGUGAAUCCAAUGGACCAAGAAGGAGAUCCAUGUGAAGCAAAAAAGAAGGCUUCUUUAGAGCCUAAAGCUCCAACCGCUGAUGACCCAGAUUUGGUCUCUCCAUCUGGUUCAGACCCUUGUCUGUCUGAAGAGGAACUGAUAACAACCACAGAGAGAGAGUCCAGAGGAACCAUCACUUUGUCUGAUGAAGAAAUCAUCGAGUCUAUCUAUCAGAGUCUCUUGCAAAUCAUUCUCUCGGUGCGACUGCAACAGGGCAGCGCUGAGGCUUGGUGUUUAGAUGAUUGCAAGACGCCUCUUUCGCGGGUUGCCAAAAUGGUUCCGGAUACUUGUCCCGGAGCUCCGGUGCAGCUCGCUAAGAAAUGGAGGAACAAUGGCUCUGGACGGGGCAGGAAGCUCCUCUUCUGAAUCUGACAUCAAUUUGAAUCUGACUGAUGAAUUGUUGUUGUUGUUGUUAGGUAUAAACUAAAAGAGAGCUUUUAGGGGUUUGUAGUAACUCUUGCUUUGACUUAUGUUUGUACAGUCUUUUAUGAGAGGACUUGCUAGCUAACUGAGCUUGUGGUUGGAGACAAUUCAGUUUCUGAUUUAUAAAGAAUAAACUUAAGUCUUGUCUUCU
Brassica rapa (field mustard) is the source of this 2991-nucleotide messenger RNA. RefSeq names its product cyclin-dependent protein kinase inhibitor SMR11. Lineage: Eukaryota; Viridiplantae; Streptophyta; Magnoliopsida; Brassicales; Brassicaceae. The record is from RefSeq and is a predicted model, not a curated record.